This is a messenger RNA of Pocillopora meandrina, 2841 nucleotides long. The record is from the annotation of a GenBank genome assembly. Lineage: Eukaryota; Metazoa; Cnidaria; Anthozoa; Scleractinia; Pocilloporidae.
AUGGGGCUUACAAUUUCAAGUUUGUUCUCCAGGCUUUUCGGCAAGGUUCCAAUGAGGAUUCUAAUGGGUAAGAGUAGAUUAAAAUGUUUUGAGAACUUCCAUCUUUAUCCGUUUAGUUUGUGAUACGAUGGAAUCUCGAUUACACAAGUUUCGUGUUAGAAGUACACCACACAGCUGUAUUCUCGAAUUAAAUGUAGAUGAUUGAAUAAAAGUUUAGACGUUUUUGCGUAAAGAAAAGCCAGAUAAUUUCCCUUUACGAAUAGUGCCCAUAAAAUCGACCAUUUUCUUGGCAAAUUAUUCACAUCAUUCUGUACCAAUUAUGCCGGUGGUGAUACACGUAACCUCGUUCAUAGAAAAUGUAUUUCAAUGUCCUUUUAACCUUUUGAUGUAUAACUUUGAAAGGUGCUUAAAUACCCGAAAGAAAAAUUUCCUCCCUUUCCUUAUGACAAACAUAAUUAGCAAUAAAAUGCAACCAUCUCCAAAAUUGUCACGAGUAGAAUUUUCAAUAAAUGGUAAGGAAAGGUACGUGUACAGUUCAUGCAAAUAUAUUGUUCAAAAUAUAAAUUUCUAGAUAAUUCAUCCACAGAUCACUUUUAGGGAGUCACAUUUCCACUGCUGUAUCUCGUGAUACAGGUUGUUUCUCUCACUCACACAUGGCCCAGGAUUUUGUAUGAUACCCAUCUUCUUCCACUUCCUACCUUCUGUCCAGUUCCAGUUAUCAACAACAAACCCCAUCCUCUUUUUCCUCUGGUUCUAACCUUGUUCAGAGUUCACAUUGUUGUUCUUCUGUCUUACAGUGGGUCUUGAUGCAGCUGGUAAAACAACAAUCUUGUACAAACUUAAACUGGGAGAAAUUGUUACAACCAUCCCUACUAUAGGUAAGAACACAUAAUCUGCAGGUUAUUAAAAAUAAACUGAAGAAAUAAGAAAAUAUUGUCAAGUUACAGGAGAACAUUCUCUACAGCUGGAGGAUAAGUAACCCUUUAACUCCCAUAAGUGACUAAGACAGAAUUUCUCCUCACAAUAUUAAUACAAUAGUUGAUUUAAUACUAAAUUCUCUGAACUAACAUUAUAAGAAUUGUAUGAUUGACAGUAUGGAGAAUUACAAAUUUGGUCUGGGAGUAAAAGGGUUAAAGGAUCAUUAAAACCUCAAAAAUUAAACUGGAGAGUUCUGCACAGUAGUUUAAAAAAUUCUCCAGUCUUGAAUUCUCAAUGAAAACCUUUUUUGUAACAUGGUUGAGGGUGUUGGGGUAAAAAUUAAACAGCAACCCGCUGAGUGAGUGAGCUCUUUCACUUUGAGAGUUUAUUUUCUAUAAACUACAAAUUGGUUUCUCAGGUUCUUACUCAUAAAAUGAAGCAAGAUGCAACUGCAGAACUAAAAGGUGUUUGUUCAUGUGUCACAAGCUUGUAUUUGUCUUUGUUUCGAAGGUUUCAAUGUUGAGACUGUGGAAUACAAGAAUAUCUCAUUUACAGUAUGGGAUGUGGGCGGCCAAGACAAGAUUCGGCCUUUGUGGAGACACUACUUCACAAACACACAGGUGAAGAUUCUGGCUCAAUACCCAUAUUGAUUUCUGUUCAUCUUGCCCAGCUAUUCAAUGGGUAGAUGACAAAUUGUCAUGUAGAAAAAUGACCUCUAGCUGGUGGGAGGAAUUUUGUUAUUGUGGAAAUUUGUUGGCUGGAUUAUCCAACAUUAUCCCUUCAAAAUGAAACAAUCUUUUUUGGUUAUCAACUGUAAGUUGCUGAAGGGAUAAACAAUGACUUACUGAGCUUCAGCAUUUCCACAGAGCAAUCCACUUCAAUCAACCUGUUGGACGAUAUUUUCCUUUUGGCUUUUUUUUAGGAUGGUUCACAAAAGUAGAAAUCAAAUUAGUUUGAAACACUUGUUAUCCAAGAAAAACAGCCUCAAAAGGUAUUAAUAAUGAUAUUCUUGUUUUAUUUGUUUUUAAUCUUCCAGGGACUGAUAUUUGUUGUGGACAGUAAUGACAGGGAAAGAAUAGCAGAAGCUAAUGAUGAACUACAAAAAAUGGUAAGCCAUUACCAAUUCAAAUUUACCUGACAUGUUGUCUGAGGUACAGUUUUAUUGGAAUUCUAAGGAGUUACAUUUUUUGGACUAGUCAACACACUGGGUUCAUCUGAUGUGCAGAAGCAGUAUCAAUCCUUUGCAUCUUCAUGUAGAUAUUGACUGGUAAUGAUUUAUUUGUUAACGAUUUGGCUCUGGUUAACAUAGCAGGUAAUUUAGUGUUAACAACUGGGUUGAAAAUGUAAAUUAGCCACCAUAAAGGGUAAAAAAGCUGACGUUUCGAGCAUUAGCCCUUCGUCAGAGCAAUUGAAGCUCUGACGAAGGGCUAACGCUCGAAACACCAGCUUUUUUACCCUUUACAGUGGCUAAUUUACGUUUUCAACCCAGUUGUUAACACUAAAUUACCUGCUAUACUCUCCCACCGACACAGCACCACAGUUUCUUUAGAAACUCACCCCUUUAUUCAUCUGGUUAACAUAAAUUGUUGUUCAUAUCUACACAGCUUCAGGAAGAGGAAUUGUCUGAUGCUAUACUACUGGUGUUUGCAAAUAAGCAGGACUUGCCAAAUGCUUACUCUACCUCUGAAAUAACAGAAAAGCUAGGACUCCACAGUGUCAAAUCAAGAAAGGUUAGUAAGAAUUUUGCUGUAAUUUUUUAGCUGUAGGACUCAAGUGGCAUAAGUUGGUCAUGAUUGGUCAGUUUACACAGUAUAUCAACAUAUUUUCUUGUAUUUUUAGUGGUAUGUCCAAGGUACAUGUGCAACUCAGGGAACAGGGCUGUAUGAAGGACUGGACUGGCUCUCAAAUGAACUCACUAAGUAA